Penicillium verhagenii is the source of this 3075-nucleotide messenger RNA. It is a transcript of the gene rna14, whose product is annotated as cleavage polyadenylation factor subunit RNA14. Gene Ontology annotation, biological process: mRNA 3'-end processing. NCBI's taxonomy places the organism in Eukaryota, Fungi, Ascomycota, Eurotiomycetes, Eurotiales, Aspergillaceae. The transcript has 5 exons. Bases 1 to 3075 code for a protein of 1024 amino acids. The record is from RefSeq and is a predicted model, not a curated record. Gene Ontology annotation, cellular component: nucleus. Gene Ontology annotation, molecular function: protein binding; mRNA binding.
AUGGCGGACGACGAGGCCGAGCAGGCUUUCUUUCAGGCGCAAGCCACCGAGGCCGAAUCAGACAAUGCGAUUCCCACAGAAGAUCAACCUGCCGACGCCGACAAUGAUGAAGACGAGGAGGAAGAAUACGACCCCUCCAAAACUCUAGACGACCAAUACGAGGGAACGACUGAAACACCACAAGAUUAUGACGAUGAUUCCACCGCUCUUAACCCGAUUGUCUCAUCAGAAGACCCAGACACUGGCGCCGCCGGUGAGUCCUCAAAUCCUUCACAGGAACCCUCGCUCGCUGAGUCUCAGUCGUCUACCCCAAUUCCACCCACAACUGUGACCGCACAGCCCCAGCCCCAGGCCAGAACCAUUGGGGGAUUUGUGGAUGAAGAUGAUGAAGAUGAAGAUGAGGACGAAGUCAGAGACGCCGAUGAAGACGAAGACGAAGAUGAGAAUGACAAAGAUGAGGCGGACUAUGAGCCGCCAGCGGCCCUGGAGGUGGAUGACACAGAUGCCAUGCCUAUGACUAUGUCUGAAGAUCCAAGCUCAGGAAAUGCAAAUCAAAAUACUUCCCCAGAUGUACCAUUGCACUCGGAGGGCGCGGCCGCAGUGCCAGAUCUUGCCAAUAGUUCUUAUUCUCAUGUUCCUGUUCCCAAUAUUGAUUCCUCGGUCUCGGGCCAAGUUUCGUCGUGGACUGGAGUCGCUCUUGAUCCGAGCCUUCAAAGCAGUACUGUCCCUACUCCUGUACCCGAUGACUCUGCAGCUGACAGAUCCCGGUUGCCUCAUGACCGGGUGGGCAUCUUGCAAGACCGGGUUGACGAAGAUCCCCGAGGUGAUCUUUCUGCAUGGUUGGAGUUGAUUGCUGAGCACCGAGGUCGUAACAGACUCGGCAGUGCGCGCGAAAUCUACGAGCAGUUCUUGAAGGUGUUCCCCAUGGCGGCCGAUCAAUGGGUAGCAUACGCGACGAUGGAAUCUGAACUCAAUGAACUUUUCCGCCUGGAGCAAAUCUUCAACCGAACCCUUCUUACCAUCCCCAGCGUGAACCUCUGGUCCGUCUACCUGGAUUAUGUUCGCCGCCGCAAUCCCUUGACAACCGAUACAACAGGAGCAGCGAGACGGGUCAUCUCGUCCGCAUAUGACCUGGCUCUUCAAUAUGUGGGAAUGGACAAGGAUGGAGGAAACAUCUGGAAUGACUAUGUUGAGUUCAUUCGAUCCGGUCCAGGGACUGUUGGAGGCACGGGAUGGCAGGACCAGCAGAAGAUGGAUUUGUUGCGAAAAGCCUACCAGAAGGCUAUCUGUGUUCCAACCCAGGCUGUCAAUGCUUUAUGGAAGGAAUAUGAUCAGUUUGAGAUGGGCCUCAAUAAGCUCACUGGCCGCAAAUUUCUACAAGAGCACUCGCCAUCGUACGUGACAGCACGCAGCUCUUACACUGAACUGCAGAAUAUCACCAGAGAUUUAGUUCGAACCUCUCUAGCCCGUUUGCCCCCUGUUGCUGGGUCGGAGGGUGACUUCGAGUAUGCCCAACAGGUCGAAAUCUGGAAGCGCUGGAUCGCUUGGGAGAAGGAUGACCCGCUCGUUCUGAAAGAGGAUGACCCUGCUGCGUUCAAAGCACGCGUGGUUUAUGUCUACAAGCAGGCCUUGAUGACUCUCCGAUUCUUACCUGAGAUCUGGUUUGAUGCUUCCGAGUUCUGCUUUUUGAAUGAUAUGGAGAAUGAAGGCAACGAGCUCCUCAAGCAAGGUAUUGAGGCCAACCCGGAGAGCUGUCUAUUAGCCUUCAAGCGAGCAGAUCGACUAGAGUUCACGUCCGACUCGGAACAGGAUUCUGUUAAGCGGGCCGCCAAGGUCAGGGAGCCUUAUGACCCCUUGCUUGAUGCUCUCUAUGACUUGAUCGCCAAGGCCAAAGCUCGGGAGUCUCAGGAUGUCGCUCGCAUCGAAGAAGCAUUCGCGAAACAGAGUGCUGGGGGCCAGGCUGUGCCUAUCGAUGAUGAUGAUGAUGACGUUCCAGCUGAAAUCAAGGAGCAGGAAGCAGCUAAGAAGGCUCAGAUUGAGACGGUUAGAAAAACACAUGGCAUUCAAAUCAAUAUUCUCUCAAAGAGUGUCUCCUUUGCCUGGAUUGCACUCAUGCGCUCUAUGCGCCGAAUUCAGGGCAAGGGCAAACCAGGAGAAUUGGCAGGUUCUCGUCAAAUCUUUGCAGAGGCUCGUAAAAGAGGUCGUAUUACAAGCGAUGUCUACAUUGCUAGUGCGCUUAUGGAAUACCACUGCUACAAAGAUCCUGCAGCAACCAAAAUUUUUGAACGAGGUGCUAAGUUGUUCCCUGAAGACGAAAACUUUGCCCUCGAAUACCUAAAGCACCUCAUCGACAUCAAUGAUAUCAUCAACGCAAGGGCAGUUUUUGAGACAACCGUUCGGAGGUUUGCCGCCAACCCGGACAAUGUACACAAAGCUAAGCCGAUCUUUUCAUAUCUCCACGAGUAUGAGUCUCGCUACGGUGACUUGGUUCAAGUCAUCAAUCUGGAAGCUCGUAUGCGCGAACUUUACCCUGAAGAUCCUGCGUUGGAUCAGUUCACUCACAGAUUUUCAACACCUUCUUUCAAUCCCUUGUCUUUCCAGCCGAUCUUAUCUCCCACUCAGACCAGGCCAAAGACACUAGCCACUGGUAUUGUGCCAGAGCCUCGCAUUGACCAGCAAGAGUCAUCUUUCAGCUCACCCAAGCGACCUUACCCCGUUGACGAUGAUUAUGAUUCCGAUCGUCCCCGCAAGUUUGUUCGCGCUGAGUCUCCAUUGAAGGCUGUUCAAGGCCGACGCCUUGACCAACAGAAGCGUGCUCCACAACUCAACGGCUCAGCCACUUCCUCAUACAAGCCACAAGGAUCACCUGCUCCUUUGCCCCGGGACGUGGUUCAUCUUCUCAGCAUCAUUCCUCCUUCAUCCGCAUACCUCGGCAUUCCUUUCCUUUCCCCGGAAAAAAUGGUCGAUCUUCUUCGUCGAGUCGAUAUUCCAGCCUCUACCGCCCAGAUUUCCCUGCCAGCGAACUCUCGCGGGCCUAGCACGGGCCAGAACCAGUACUCUGGCUCCUACCGCUGA